Messenger RNA from Pocillopora verrucosa, 1499 nucleotides. RefSeq lists its product as uncharacterized. Lineage: Eukaryota; Metazoa; Cnidaria; Anthozoa; Scleractinia; Pocilloporidae. The record is from RefSeq and is a predicted model, not a curated record.
AUGUGGUUGUCUUGCUCCAUUCAUUCACUUCUCGUGUUCGCCUUCUUAGUUCUUAUAAUGAUGGGCACAGCGGCGGAUAAGAGCGCCGUUUUGACCUUGAAAGAGAAUUCAGCAGAGAACAUUGAAGGUUGCUAUGGUCAAAGGAAAGGCCACGCUUUGUGUUUCGUCAUAAACGAGACAUUUGUUCACUUGAAGAGCAAAGAUAACAGAACGUUAGCUCACUUCAGGGACCUACAGGAUGAAAUGUUUCUCUUUCAAGUACUGGACGAUGUGUUUCUCGGGGAAAAGUCGUCUAAAUUUCCUGUGCAUCUCAAUGCAAGCCACAGCAACCUACAUGACAAUACCCGGAAGGAUAUCUUCUACUUGGAACACAAACAUCUCAUGACAAACCGAGAUUCAUUUGCUGACAAAUUCUAUUCGGCAUUGGACCGGCUGAAGAACACAACGAAGCUUGUGUUAUUGCACCACCUGUCGACUCAAUUGAAAAAGAACGUAGGUAACCACCCACUCUUGAUGCGGUUCCACAUGCUUGCCAUGACUUUAGAAGCAAAAUACGGCUCUAAUGACAGCGUUGUCCCUGAAAGACGAUGGAGCAAUGAAGAUGGACGAUACAAAGAAAGGAAGACCAAGUUUGGACACGUUCGAAAGAAAAGAACACUUUUUCAAGAAGAGAAAGAGAAUUCUUGUCAAGAUUUGAGGUCUGAUCCCAAUAACAACGAUUGUCUAGGAAUGUGCGGCUACGGAUGUUCAUGUUGGUAUUUUAUUUGUGGCAAUUGUUGCCAAAAUCGGCUUUGCUUUGAACAUGACAAAUGUUGUCGACAUGACAUGUACACCAUAAACUGCCUCAUUCCGAUUGUUCAUUCAUUGAGCUGUGAAGACGGGUAUGGUGGCUACCCCAGCUGCUUACAAUGAGUACACUUCACACUCCGCGCAUACAGAUUCCCGAAGGAGGGAGGGAAGGGGGAAGGAGGUAGGGUCAACCUUUGCUGAGUAUGUGCCUCUGGCCUUUUAGAACCUCUACCCCAUUAUAGUAUAUUCUGUUGCCAAUUAUAGACCUUAUCUUAGCUACCUUUAGUAAUACGGUCACAACAAUCUGCACAUUUUUAAAUCCCUAUUUACCAAAAUUUUCUUACACCCAAAAUACCGAAAAUGCGCGGUCCCAACUAGUGGUGAAAAUGCGACUUAGUCCAACGGCACGUCUCCAUUAGCCUCUUUCUAGAAAGUACCGCGUCCCGAUUACCUUUUAACUGUGUAACUGCUGAGCACGUGCUCAAACUAGUUUUGUAGAGUGGAGAGUGUUUUGCAUUGCAUAAGCACGAACACAACUUGUUAACCUAAACAUUUAAGGGAGGUCGGCUGAAUAUAUACUGUUCAACUAAAAACCAGAUCUUACUUGUCAAAUUAGGAGCUUUACCCCACGUGAAGCUCAUAUAGGGACCAGUCUGGAACAGUCACUAUUUACCACGUGACCACCCAUAAGGCUAUGAAUUAUUCUUAUG